Messenger RNA from Epinephelus moara (kelp grouper), 1191 nucleotides. RefSeq names its product deoxycytidine kinase (gene dck). NCBI's taxonomy places the organism in Eukaryota, Metazoa, Chordata, Actinopteri, Perciformes, Serranidae. The record is from RefSeq and is a predicted model, not a curated record. Gene Ontology annotation, cellular component: cytoplasm; mitochondrion. Gene Ontology annotation, molecular function: deoxycytidine kinase activity; ATP binding. Gene Ontology annotation, biological process: nucleobase-containing compound metabolic process. The coding region runs from base 112 to 915 and encodes 267 amino acids. The transcript has 7 exons.
CUUCCUGACUUUAGUUACCGCCAAACUUUAAACACCAGGCAGCCUUUCCUCCCUGCAGCAGCUGCAGUGCCCGCUCUAAUCAACAAGGAAGACUUAUUUAUCCGCAGAAAAAUGUCUUUUACUCCGAAGAGGCCGUGCCCCGACCCAAUGAACGACUCCCUGAACGACUCAAUGGAGAAGAGGAUACGGCGGAUAUCUAUCGAGGGAAACAUUGCGGCGGGCAAAUCUACCUUUGUGCGCCUUUUGGAGCAGGAGAGCGGGGACUGGGAGGUGGUACCAGAGCCAAUCGCCAGAUGGUGCAAUGUCCAAACAAAAGGCAGUGACUUUGAGGAGCUGACCACAUCUCAGAGGAGUGGAGGGAAUGUCUUGCAGAUGAUGUACGAGAAACCGGAGAGGUGGGCCUACACUUUCCAGAGCUACGCCUGCAUCAGCCGGGUGCGUGCUCAGAUCAGGUCGGCCAAUGGGAAGCUCAGAGAGGCUGAGAAUCCUGUGCAGUUCUUCGAGCGUUCCAUCUACAGUGACAGGUACAUCUUUGCAGCCAACCUCUAUGAGAGUGAAUGCCUGAAUGAGACAGAGUGGUCUGUCUACCAGGACUGGCACGGCUGGCUGCACAGCCAGUUUGGCAAGCACAUCGAGUUGGAUGGUAUCAUCUACCUCAGAGCUUCUCCGAAGAGAUGUUUAGAGAGGUUGCACCUGAGGGGCAGAGAGGAAGAGCAAGACAUCCCUCUGGAAUACCUGGAGAAACUCCACUUUAAGCAUGAGAGCUGGCUGCAGCACAAGACCAUGACGAUGGAGUUUGACUAUCUCAGUGAUGUGCCAGUCUUGACCAUGGAUGUAGAAGAAGACUUUAAGGGGAAUAAAACAAAGAAAGCCGACAUGAUUGAGAAGGUAAAGGAGUUCUUGAGCACGUUGUGAACAUCACUUGAUGGGAAACAUAGACAGUGCCUGAAGAAUAAAGACCAGAUGGAGUGUUUUACACCAAUGAAAUGACAAUUAGUUUUUUGUUUUGUUUUUUUACAUACGUGUAUAUACACAUAUAUUCCGUACGAUCAUCACAUGAUCUGACCUGAAGGAAUUUUAAAAACUUUUAUUAGUGUUUUCUUACAUCUUUUUGUAUUUAUAAAUGUUUUGUUUGCAAAUGCAUGUGUAUAGGUCCUCACAAAUGACAAUAAACUUGAAAUACUUACAUCA